Planococcus citri (citrus mealybug) is the source of this 1345-nucleotide messenger RNA. RefSeq names its product EF-hand domain-containing protein D2 homolog Swip-1 (gene Swip-1). The record is from RefSeq and is a predicted model, not a curated record. The coding region runs from base 239 to 826 and encodes 195 amino acids. The transcript is spliced from 4 exons. Gene Ontology annotation, molecular function: calcium ion binding. Lineage: Eukaryota; Metazoa; Arthropoda; Insecta; Hemiptera; Pseudococcidae.
UUUACGUUGAAGCUGGAUCAAUUCUACCAGUUUGCCUGCUGGACUCUUGGUGUUUCAACUUACUGUGUCUUCGCGCUUAAAAUAUUAUCUUUCUUAUUUACGUUAAAUUAUCACCGCGAUUUAUUUUUAAUUUUUAAUUUCAACUCCUAUUCGAUAUACUCAAGAAUUGACUACCGUUUCGGUGUGUUUUUAAAUUCGCUGAAGUUUUUUUGAAAGUGCAAAAGUCUAAAAAAGAAUCAUGCCUGUCGACGAAGAAUUAAGCACCGUUUUGAACCGAAGACAAUUGAUCAACGAGGGUGAACAAAUUCCACGACAUUUUGUCCGAGUACACAACAAUAUCUUCAUGGAAUUCAAGGAAUUUUCCCGAAAACAAAUCAAGGAUUACGAGACGACGUUUAACAAAUACGACGAAGGACGAGAUGGAUUCUUGGAUUUGGAAGAGUUGAAACGAAUGAUGGAAAAGUUAGGAGCUCCUCAAACGCAUUUGAAUUUAAAAGCUAUGAUCAAGGAAGUCGACGAAGAUGAAGAUAAUAAAAUCAGUUUUAGAGAAUUUUUGUUGAUAUUCCGUAAAGCGAACGCUGGCGAAUUAGUCGAAGAAAGUGGUUUGAGUAAAUUAGCCAAAUUGACCGAAAUCGACGUUGUAGAAGUUGGAGUCGGCGGUGCCAAAGAAUUUUUCGAAGCUAAAAUACAACAACUGAACAGAAGUAAUAAAUUCGAAGACGAAAUCAGACAAGAACAAGAAGAAAGGAAAAAAGCCGAAGAAGAAAGACAACAAAGACGAUUGGCUUUCAAAGAAAAAGCAGCCAUUUUCCAAAACGGAAGCUAGUCCGCUGGUUGUGGGGGAUAACUAUUAAUAAUUAUGACCAUUUGCGCCUAAGUUUUUCUUUCCAAUUUUAGCUUUUUUUUACCUACUACAAAGUACCUCUAUAUAUGAAUGAGCAAAGAAAAAAAAUUGAGUAUACUUAACGCGAUACCUUUAUUAAUUAAUGUUUUAUUUUGAUUUUUGUGUGUGCGGUAGUUGAUGAUGAGCCUGAGCGAGCCUUGGCACUUGCCUAAAGUUUAUAAGAUUGUUUUGCUAUUGUAGUUUUUAUCGUGUGAACUUGAACUCGUGUUGAGAUUAUGUUGUAAGUUUUUUUUUUAGUUGGAUAAUCACGUCGUGUUAUUUUUAAAAUUUGAUUUUUGAUUUGCUUUUCCUCGUGUAUGUUUGAUUUAUGUGUGUUCACGUUAACGUGGAAUUUACCGUAUUUAUUAUUGACCCUCCUUUUUAAUUUUUUUUGUCUCGUGUAAUUUUUAUUAUCGAUUAUACCAUAUUAUUUAAAUAAUGAUUACAUUUUUUUUUUAUUGA